CUGCAAUGGCGGGGGAUAAAACAAAAUACUUAUAAAUUUGAAACUGGAAUAACAUACAAGCCCCUAACUGAGUCGUUAUCCACUCUAAUCUCUAUCUUAAUCUUUAUCUAAUUAUCCAAAUAAAAAAUUAUCCUAAUUUCUAAUCUUCUUCAUAUAAAAGCUAUGAUCUAAACCUAGAAAAUACAAACAGAUAAUUUAAUCGAAAUUCUUAGCCAGCACUGAAAUACGAAUUAUUUAAAGAUCGGAUCAGGUACGUAGUGAAUCAUUUGGAUACAUCAAUGGAAGAUUAUUCUCUCCCUAAAGAUUCUCUGUUUCUUGGAUUUGAUAGCUCUACACAGUCAUGUAAGGCAACAGUAUUGGACUCUAAUCUUAACAUAGUAACUUCAGAUGUUGUUCAUUUUGAUUCUGAAUUGCCUCAUUAUAAAACUAAAGAUGGAGUUCAUAGAGACCCAUCUGGUGAUGGUAGAAUUGUAUCCCCAACAUUAAUGUGGAUAGAGGCUUUAGAACUUUUACUCGAAAAGUUAAGCAAAUCAGGACUGGAUUUUGGAAAGAUUGUUGCUGUUUCUGGUAGUGGACAGCAACAUGGUAGUGUUUACUGGAAGAAAGGCAGUUUGGCGAAGUUGCGCAAGUUGGAUGCAUCGAAAUCGUUGAAGGAUCAACUUAAUGAUGCAUUUUCGACAAACGAGUCGCCUGUAUGGAUGGAUAGUAGCACUACUGCUCAAUGCAGAGAGAUAGAGAAUGCAGUAGGAGGUGCAUUGGAAUUGUCUCGAUUGACUGGAUCGCGUGGUUAUGAAAGGUUCACAGGUCCACAAAUCAGAAAGAUAUUCCAGACACAGCCAGAUGUGUAUGCUGAUACUGAGAGGAUUUCCCUUGUUAGCUCUUUCAUGGCAUGUCUUUUAACUGGGUCUUACGCAAGCAUUGAUGAAACUGAUGGUGCUGGGAUGAACUUGAUGGAUAUCAAAGAACGUAUUUGGUCUAAGAUUGUGUUGGAGGCUACAGCGCCGGGGUUAGAAGAGAAGCUUGGGAAUUUAGCACCUGCCCAUGCUGUUGCUGGUUUAGUUGCUCCUUAUUUUGUCGAAAAAUAUCACUUUGACAAGAAUUGUGUAGUUGUUCAAUGGUCUGGAGACAAUCCGAACAGCUUGGCAGGAUUGACUCUCAAUACUCCUGGGGACCUGGCUAUAAGUCUUGGAACCAGUGAUACUGUAUUUGGGAUUGCUAGUGAACCUCGUCCUCGAUUAGAAGGACAUGUUUUUCCUAAUCCCGUUGAUCCAAAGAGCUACAUGGUCAUGCUUUGCUAUAAGAAUGGGUCUCUGACACGUGAAGAUAUAAGAAACAAGUACGCGGAACAAUCGUGGGAUACUUUCAACAACUAUCUAGAAAAAACAUCACCACUAAAUGGUGGAAAGCUAGGAUUCUACUAUAAAGACCAUGAAAUUCUUCCUCCUCUACCAGUUGGCUUCCAUCGUUAUGUUCUUGAUAACUUCACGGGUGACUCGAUAGAGGGGUUAAAAGAGCAUGAAGCAGAAGAGUUUGAUGGAGCAUCAGAGGUAAGGGCAGUAAUUGAAGGUCAGUUUCUAUCUAUGCGAGCUCAUUCUGAAAGGUUUGGAAUGCCAAAUCCACCCAAAAGAAUAAUAGCAACUGGCGGGGCAUCAGCCAAUCAGAGCAUUCUUAAGUCAAUAGCGGCAAUUUUUGGUUGUGAUAUAUAUACAGUCCAAAGACCUGAUUCUGCUUCUCUAGGAGCUGCCCUUAGGGCAGCGCAUGGGUGGCUUUGCAACAAUAAGGGAAAGUUUGUACGAAUCUCAUGCAUGUAUGAAAAUAAGUUAGAGAAAACAGCUCUUAGCUGCAAGCUUUUGAUGCCUGCUGGAGAUCCACAACUACUUCCUAAAUACACCUUGUUGAUGAAGAAAAGAACUGAAAUUGAAGAUCGCCUUGUUAAGAAACUGAGCCGUCAGUGAAACAAAAACAGUCAGAAAAAAGAAACAAAGGGAGAUUCAAGAACAAAAUAAAGUAAAUUGGAUGACAAGGGCGGCCUUUCCUUGGAAAUAAUCACGUAGAAAAAUAAAUAAAUUUGUCAGCAGUUAAUAAUGUUGAAUAUAGUUCCUUUUGUUUUUUAACCGAAGCUGAUUGUACUAAUAAUAACCAGUAUUUUAGCUGUAUUUUAGUUUACCUGUAAACUCUUAGUAUGUCGAUUCCCAUGUUUCCCUCUUCUUCUUUUUUUUCCUAUUAAUGAAAGCCAGUUUUUUCUUUUUUCUCA
Messenger RNA from Papaver somniferum (opium poppy), 2254 nucleotides. Its product is annotated as xylulose kinase 2-like. Lineage: Eukaryota; Viridiplantae; Streptophyta; Magnoliopsida; Ranunculales; Papaveraceae. Gene Ontology annotation, biological process: xylulose metabolic process; D-xylose metabolic process. Gene Ontology annotation, molecular function: D-xylulokinase activity. The record is from RefSeq and is a predicted model, not a curated record. Gene Ontology annotation, cellular component: cytosol. The coding region runs from base 279 to 1955 and encodes 558 amino acids. The transcript is spliced from 11 exons.